UAAGACUUGCAAAAAAAAAAGGAUUUUUUUUUAUUUUUAAAGCUUAAAUGGCAGAUACAAUUGAAGCAGUAUUAGACGAUUUUCGUCAUGGACAUUUUGUACUUGUUAUGGAUAAUGAAGAUCGUGAAAAUGAAGCAGAUUUAGUUUUGGCUGCAGAGUUUAUGACUUCAGAAAAAAUGGCAUUUAUGGUUCGACAUACUACUGGAAUUAUAUGUGUUCCUUUGUCUCAACAGCGUUUAAAUGAAUUAAAUAUUCCUUUAAUGGUUGAAUCGAGUGAAAAUACAGAAAAUAUGGGAACAGCAUUUACUAUUCCGGUUGAUUUUAAAGAUACAUCAACUGGUGUUUCAGCUCAAGAUCGUGCAUUAACUGUUCGUAUGUUAGUAGAUCCUCAGAUCACAUCUCCUCAAAUGUUUCGAAAACCAGGACAUGUUUUCCCACUAAGGCCAAUGGAACGAGGAUUAUUAGAUCGGCAAGGACAUACAGAAGCAGCUAUAGAAUUAUGUAGAUUAAGUGGAGUAAAAAUGGGUGCUGCUAUUGGCGAACUAUUAAAAGAAGAUGGAUCAAUGGCACGUAAAGAAGAUUGUGAAAUAUUUUCAGAAAAAUAUAAGAUUAAAAUGAUUACAAUUUCUUCUUUAGUAGAAUAUAUAUCUAAUGGUUAUCACUAAUAUAGCCGUUGUCAAGGGUAACAAAAAUAGUGUUAAUAAUAAGAUG
Molecule: messenger RNA, 711 nt
Organism: Pneumocystis carinii B80
Lineage: Eukaryota; Fungi; Ascomycota; Pneumocystomycetes; Pneumocystales; Pneumocystaceae
Product: 3,4-dihydroxy-2-butanone-4-phosphate synthase
Exons: 4
Coding region: 48-665 (205 amino acids)
Biological process (GO): riboflavin biosynthetic process
Cellular component (GO): cytosol
Molecular function (GO): 3,4-dihydroxy-2-butanone-4-phosphate synthase activity
Source: RefSeq, a predicted model, not a curated record